UCAUUGAGCACCAACACGAACCCAGCUUCUCUUUCUGGCCCGUGUUUGAAUAUUAAGUCUCAUGUCACAUUCAAACCUACAGAAAGCUCUGUUUUGUGUACCAACCUUCUGGAUUUUCCUGAUCAUUAAAUAGCUUUGGUUGUUUUAGGCUAGAGCUUUACUAAUCAAGACGCAGAUCAUGACAGCGGUCACAACGACGGCGGAGCAACACUGAACUAGUCGGUGUGUUUAGUGCUGCUGAGUUUUGAUAUCGCCAGAGUUCAGCACGGAAAGCUGGAGAUCGGGGACGUUUUAGCUCUGAAAUGCUAUCAGAAUGGAGAUUUUUAUUGCUCAGUGUGAACAGUGCUGCAUUACUUCUGUAGAAACCCAGCUGCUUCAUGUCAUUUGGCUGAUGGCUGUGCUUCAUUUACACCCUCAUGCACUGGAAUAUAAAUGAAAUUCACUGGACUGUAGUUAUGGAUCCCAAUCCUGAGGAAUCACUCCGAGUUGAUCUUCUCUCAGACCUGCUCUGAGAAUUCAAACCUUUUUCUUCACUCGGUUUUCAUUUCAAAGGGAUUUUGUUCUGAUGCAGGAAAAAUGGUUGAACAUCAGUGUCUGCCGUUCAGGUUUUUUAAUCAGCCGUGAAGAUUCAGACCAGUCGAUAUAAUCCAGAGGAGCAACGAGGAAGACCAGGAACACGACCAAUCUAUGAUUAUCACUCCUUCCAUGUUUUUCACUUGCUGUUCUUCCAAGAAAAUAACAACCAUAAAAUGGAUUUUUUUGUGUGAUUUUUACAACACAGGUUAAAAACAGGAAACUGCAAAAAAAAAAAAAGAGAGAAACAUUAUGUUAGAGAAAAUCUUCACUUUAACGCACCUGUGAAAAUCUUCACUUUAACGCACCUGUCUUCCACAUGAUUUCCAUCUUCUGCACCUCAAGAUAAUUUCAUUCUUCGAUUGAAGUGAAGCUGAUGAGGCCGAAUGGUUUAGCUUCUGUUCACCAGCACAUUUCUACCUUUACUCAACCAAGGUUUGAUUCAUUUCAGCUUGAACUUGCACUAUCCUUGGUGACUUCGAGGCUUCAUCCUAAAUUGCCAAAACAAAGAAGCUAAACUAAAGAACAUUUUUAUCCAGUGGACUUCAUGCCUGAUGAAACAUUGUUUGGUUUCACUCACGUGCACAACUGGUUGUAUUUUUACCUCCAACGACAAAGUCUACGUUCAGAUUAAAGUAUUUCAAAAGAAGUCGGAUGUGACAAUCAGGAACUUUCUCCACUCUGCUUCCCCGCUUUACAUUUAUUUAUUUAUUUUUAACAUUUCCGUUAUUAUUUCAGGUUAUUGUUUGGUUCAGUUUUUUCAGCCUGGAUUGUUGUGUACUGUUUGCUUUCAAACCUCAAGACAUUUCAGUUCAUUUCAGUUCGAAAAAAUUCCUGUUAAAUAAAUGUAAUCUUUUUCUUUUUUUCCUUUCUUUUUUUUUGUUUUGGAUUUUUUUUGGCCCAUGUUGAAUAUUCAUCAAUGUUCAGUGAUGUUUUUGUUUACUUUGGUGAUUUUGUCUGAAAUGGACAAGCACCACCGUUAAGCUGAAAAUAGAACUGUGGUGGAAGUGAGGAGGUCCAAAGAUUUCAGAAUCAUCUCCACAAUCAGGAAAUAAGAAGCUCUUCUGGAACCACAUGGUGAACCGGCCUGGAGAAGGUCGCAAUCAACACCACCAACAAAAAUCAACACAAAGAAUGAUUGACAUCAGAUAUCUCCUAAUCUGGAAACAAGCUUAAACCAAACCGAGCCUCGUUUUUUUUGUUUUUGUUUUUUUCUUUGUUUUUUGUUGCCUGUAAUGGCAGAGCACGGUGAGCUGCUAUCUGAGAUGACUAGUGUAGGCCGCCUCUCUGCUACAGACCGACUGAAGCAUGCGCAGAAGAGACGGGUACAGCAGCUCAAAGGCUGGGCGCAGAUGGAGAAGGAGACUGCACGCAUGGGGAAGAACAGCGUUGCAUGGAGGAAAAGUGACGCUGACAAGAAGGGCAAGAAAAAUGGUGGGAAGAAGGUGAGGUUUCCCAGCAACAUCACACUGCUGGAGGCUGCUGCCAGGAACGACCUCGAUGAAGUGAGGGAGCUGCUGAAGAGUGGAGUUAGCCCAGACCUCUAUAAUGAAGACGGACUCACAGCCUUACACCAGUGCUGCAUUGAUGACUUUGUGGAUGUGGUGCGCUGUCUGCUGGAGUCCGGCGCGAAUGUCAACGCUUGCGACAGCGAACUCUGGACUCCGCUACACGCUGCUGCCACCUGUGGACACACUGGCCUCGUCCAGAUCCUCGUCCAAGGUGGAGCUGAUCUGCUGGCAGUAAAUGCAGACGGGAACAUGCCGUAUGACCUGUGUGAGGAUGAAGCCACACUCGAGCUCAUUGAGGUGGUGAUGGCUGAACAGGGCAUCACUCAGGAGCAGAUAGACGAGUGUCGUGCUGCCAAGGAGAGAGCCAUGCUGAAUGAUGUCCAAGCACUAAUAGACCGAGGGGACAACCUGAGCGCCAAGGACCAACAGGGGGCCACUUUGCUGCAUGUAGCUGCAGCAAACGGCUACUUGUCAGUGGGAGAGUUGCUGCUGGAGCACAGAGCGUGUGUGGAUGUGACCGAUGCAGACGGAUGGACACCGCUUCAUGCCGCCUCCUGCUGGGGACAGCUGCAAAUGGUUGAGCUGUUGGUGGCUCACGGCGCUGAUCUAAACGCCAAGUCUCUCCUGGAUGAGACUCCUCUAGAUGUGUGUGUGGAUGAGGAGGUGAGGGCAAAGCUGUUGGAGCUAAAACACAAACAUGAGGCCAUCAUGAAGAACCAGGACAAACACAAAGGCUCACUGCAGAGACGAGCAUCCAGCGCCAGCAGCCGAGGUAAGGUGGUGAGGAGAACGAGUGUGAAUGAGCGUAGUAGUUUGUACAGGCGAGAGCACCAUAAGGAGGCCAUGGUAUGGCAGGACAGAGGGAGACAGGACAGACAGACUGAGGAUGAGGACGAAGACAGACAGACGGAUGCCGAGCUCAAACACAUGACGACAGCCUCUAGAGUCCAGGACGCCCAUUCACACUAUCCUGAUAAUGACAGAGGAUUAGAAAAUGGAGACCGCGACUCUAUCAUAGGAAAUGGCAGCACCCUUGUUGCAUCUUCAUCCUCUGUUCCUGGAGAGCUGCGUGGCGGUGGACGCAGGGAGCGCAGCGCUUCCUAUCAGCUAAGUCCGGCGCUGCCGAACGCUGACCCUGGGGACACGGAUACCAUGACGCGGGACAAAUCACAUCAGACGCUAGCUGAGCUGAAACGCCAGAGAGCUGCUGCAAAGCUUCAGAAACGACAGGCUCCUGCCCCGCCGCUACUUUCUCCCACACAGGAAGAGGCGGGGCCUGCCGAACAGGUGACGCAGCCAGUAUACUUCACACCUGCGAGUGGAGAUCCACCUCUACUGAAGCUAAAGGCACCAGAGGAAGAGGAGCCGGCCAAUCACAAAGAGCCGUGCUGUGGACUUAUGUAGAAGGAUAAACACACACGCAUGCACAAUGCUCAGAACAGAAGCAUUGUUAAGAACAGUUCAUUACAAGCUAAGCUGCAGACUCGUACAGGGAGAGCGCACACACACACACACACACACACACAGCUCUACUGGCAAGCACAGAGUGCAGAAUUCCUCAAACGUUUCAGCAAUAAACCGUGCUGUUCUGUUUUUUUUUUUAUUUAACUUUUACAGAAUUUUAUGCGGGCCGUCACUGUAAGGCAAUUUCAUAUCCUGCGCUCGUUAUCAUAACUUCCUGUUGUAUUUUUGUUUACUUCACCACACUUUCCUGUCAGAGAAGAGAGAAGACCGAGCUCCAGCACUUUAUUACUGACAUCUCGACAUUCCAUGAACAUUCCAUGAACAUUCCAUGAACAUUCCAUGAACAUUCCAUGAACACCUGCAUUCGAGUCAAUAGUCUUAUUAAUGAUAUGUCCUAAUGGCUCCCUAGUGCACUUCACAGGGUACAGAAGCCGUUAUUCUUCUUAUAAUACCAUAUACUGUGUAGGGUGUUAAGAGCUAAAUCCAAUAUGGUUCCCUAAUAUACAUAUAGUGCGACGUGUAGGGCGCAGAAUCCAGUGUCGAACCUUACCUUACAAAAGGGAUAGGGAGAGGAAUUCUCAUAUUCUUCCGUAUUGGAUAACUUGUGCACUACAUAGGGUGCAGAGUCUGUUAGUUCAUGCCCUAUCGAGUGCACUUUCAUAUUUUUAGCUGAAUUGUUCAACCAUUGGCAGUUAAAUUAUGAAAGAAAUUCUCUCUUUUCUUAAGAGAUUUAUGUAUAGAGAAGUAUAAAAGAUGAAGAUUGAGGAAUGAAGCUGAAACCUAAAACGUGUAUUUUGAAGACUAGAACAAAUCUAUUGCUCAGGCUUUUACUGCACAAAGAAGCCACCAGGAUGGCGGCAAAUAUUUAAGACGAAUUAGUCGAAAAUAUUUUUGUAGAUAUUAUUUUUAGAUGGCAAAACCUUUUUUAGCUUCAUUUCGUUACCGGUGGAAAGACCAGCGGACUUCCUGGAGUCAGUUUAGGGAGUGAGAACUUUUCCCCCCAGUGUACAAACACAGCUAGUUUCUGUAAGCAGGAUGUUUAGUCAUGUGCUGAUUAUUGCAUUUUCUUAUCAUGUUAUUUAGAAGUGGAAACUCCAGAACUUUAAUUCUGUCAAACACAACCACACCCAUUCAGCGCUCUAGAUCCAGCCCAUUACCCAUGCCCACUCAGCGCUCUAGAUCCAGCCCAUUACCCAUGCCCACUCAGCGCUCUAGAUCCAGCCCAUUACCCAUGCCCACUCAGCGCUCUAGAUCCAGCCCAUUACCCAUGCCCACUCAGUUCUCUAGAUCCAGCCCAUUACCCAUGCCCACUCAGCGCUCUAGAUCCAGCCCAUUACCCAUGCCCACUCAGUGCUCUAGAUCAAGCUCCUUACCCACGCCCACUCAGCUCUCUAGAGUCAGCCCCUUAACCACGCCCACUCAGCUCUCUAGAUCAAGCCCCUUACCCACACCCAGUCAAGGGUCUGGAUCCAGCCCCAAUACAAGCCCACUCAGCUCUCUAGACCCAGCACAUUACCCAUGCCCACUCAGCGCUCUAGAUCAAGCCCCUUACCCUUGCCCACUCAGCUCUCUGGAGCCGGUCCUAUAGACCCACCCUCUUGAAACUAGUCCCUUAGCCUUGUUCACUUGGCUCUCUGAAGCUGGCCCUUUGCUCCCCACUCAGUCAACUUUUCCCACCUUUCAACUCUCUAAACUUAUCCACUUGGCCCCAAAAAUUUUAUCCCCCAGGUUAUAAUUGUGUGUUUUGUGAGAAAUGAAGCCAAUGACCUAAAUUGUGAUUAUAAUUAAAGUUUAUAUCUGUGAUCGGAAUGGUAUAAUCAACCACUUUCUGAUGGCUUGAUGGGGAAUUGUGAUACUCGGCACAUGUAUAAAGAAUCUCCUGAUAUUACACUCUUGUGCAACUUCUAAAGCAAUAAUACACCUGGUUUGGUGAAAGUAUAUUUUGUUAUAAAGUCUGAUUGGAAGACACACACUGACGCUGGUCCUGAAACCGUAAGUCAUUUUAGCCUGCACAGAGCUGUAAAAAGUACAGAUGUAUCUUCCGGAAAAGUAUGUGAAGGAUUCAGGCCAAAAUUAGAUUAUAUGACUUCAUAUGCAUUAGUAAUGUUUCGAAAAAUAUUCCAUGUUGUUGAUGGUGUUAUUGCAGCUGCAGACACGGCUUCCUGUCACAUGAAAACAGUUUUGGAUAAUGAAACAAAUUUGUAUUUUUGUAACACAUUAUUUCUAACAUUAUAUACAUAUUCUAUAUUUUCAUCCAGCUUCUUCUGCUUAUCGUGUUAAUGAUGUAAUAAGGACAUUUUCCUUGUCUUGAAACUAAGAAUAAUCCUGCUUAACAAUCCAAGUUAUUCUCUCAAAAGAGAACUGCUCUUCUGUGCAGGAAGGAUGUUGAUUGGUCAUGAAGGAUUACUGCAUUACUAGCUAAACAAAAAAAUAAAACAAUCAUGCAUUAUGUGAUUGAUUCGAGACGCGUCCAGCACGAACACCGUCAGCAUGAAAACAUGUCGAGAUUUGAUGCUACCUUGUGAUUAAGAAUCCCGGCCCUUCAAUCCGCAUGUGAUUUUAAAAAACAAAAACAAAAAAAAUACGUCGGUGCCUGAUGAUCCUCUCUCAUAGCUACAGCGAGACCAUUAGUCACUCUGUUUUUCUCAAAAUCAUUUCUGCUACAAUCCAUGAAUUUAAAAAAAAAAACCCGGACCUGGAAGAUUAUAUAUCUAUAUAUUUGAAAGAAAAAAAAAUUAUAGCUUUAUUUAUUUAUUUAUUUGAUGAAGCACUGGACCAUAAGAAGGAAGUGCGAGUCUGAACUUUUCUUUUUUUCUUCUUUUUUUAAAAAAAAAAAAAAAAAAACACACACAAGCAGCCUGCUGCCUUUAACUGCUGUGUUUUUUUUAUGUUCUGACUCAAACACAACCUAAAAUCCUAUAUUUUGAUAGGGAGUCGACGUUUUCUGUAUCGCUGUAGAUUUAAAAAAAAAGAAAAGAAAGAAAAGAUUUAUAUAGAAGCUAUUUUCAUGGUGUCUUUUCACGGUUGAAGAUGAUGUACUUUCAUAAUCUUAUUUAAAAAAAACGAGUCUAAACUGACAGUCUCUUCUGUCUGACAUUUUUGUUGCACAAAAAAAGUUCCGUUUAAAUCGAGCUUAAAUAAAAGGACCUAAAACUGUCAAUUUGUUCGUUUCUUUGACUCAGUAUUUAAUUUUCAUGUUAAAGUUCUCACUUUUUAUUGUUAUUUGUGAUUAUUUUUAUUUUUUAUUUUUAUUUUUUUGUAAAAAAAUGAUAGCAGAAUAUUAAGUCCCCUAGAUGCUAAAAAACAACACAUGGAUACAGAUUAGCUUUAUGUUGUAUAACUGACCUUAUGGCACGUGCCUAUUGUAUUCUGUCAAGCCGUUCUGGCAUUCCGUCAUUCAUUCUUUCUUUCUUUCUUUCUUUUUUUUAACGAUUAAAAUUGUCUUUAUUUGACAUAAGAAAUAAGAGUGUGUAAAAAGUUUGUGUGUGUGUGGAAAAGUGCUUCAGUUGUCCUUAAGAAUGAAGUAAAAUGACACCCCUUUGUUUUUGGUUGUUAAAAAAAAAAGCAGCAACAGCACCAGGAUCUCCACAUUGAUGAAGAUUCUAAACAUAUGAAAAAAAAUAAAAAAUAAAAAUUGCUCUAAAAGA
Tachysurus fulvidraco (yellow catfish) is the source of this 7195-nucleotide messenger RNA. It is a transcript of the gene ppp1r16a, whose product is annotated as protein phosphatase 1, regulatory subunit 16A. The record is from RefSeq and is a predicted model, not a curated record. Bases 1809 to 3488 code for a protein of 559 amino acids. Gene Ontology annotation, molecular function: phosphatase regulator activity; enzyme inhibitor activity; protein binding. Lineage: Eukaryota; Metazoa; Chordata; Actinopteri; Siluriformes; Bagridae. Gene Ontology annotation, cellular component: cytoplasm. The transcript has 11 exons.